Molecule: messenger RNA, 879 nt
Organism: Paramecium octaurelia
Lineage: Eukaryota; Ciliophora; Oligohymenophorea; Peniculida; Parameciidae
Source: the annotation of a GenBank genome assembly
AUGGACGAUGGAGGAUACUGCGCAGAACAAUAAGAAAUUGAUGAGUAUUUCAGUACAAAUCAUGGAUUAUUAUUUUUAUCAAUUAACCUUCAACAAUAUAAUUAUGAAACUUUAGAAUUUGAGUAAAUUAAAAAGACUGAAUAAUUUGCCUUUGAAGAAGUCAGCCCAUUUCAUGCUUAAGUCGUAAUAUAAAAAUAAUAAACAACUAUUGAUAACGGCAUAUUGUUUAGCAAUUUAGAAUAGUAUGAAGUAAUUAAGGACUUUAGAGUAAAUACUUAAACUAUCUCAUCUAAGUUUGCUGAGAAAACAGUAAUUAGUGCAGAUGGUUCUAAAUUAUAAUUUGAUUCAUUAUGCUCAUUUGGAUUCAGAAUUGAUAAUAAAUUAGGUCUUGAGGUUAUUCUGAUGCCAAAAUUAGGGGAGGUCUUGGCUCAAAUUGGAUCUAUUGUAAAUGUGAUUAUGCUGUUGAAAAUAUUCUCGAAUAUCAUUAAUACAACUAUAUUGGAGAGUACAUUACUUGAUGAAAUAAUUGAAAUUUACUACCCAUAAUUUAAGCAAGUCUAAAUUACUAGAAAUGUAUUAGGCAAAGUUAAAUAAGUUCAUUAUAAAGGUGUCUAAAUCAAGAUGAAGACUUUUAAACCUAAGUACAAUCAAUUAUUGGAUAUUGCAAGAAUUAAGUUUACUUACAAUAAUCUGAUAUAAGAAUUAUCUCGAAUUUAAAUGAUUUUAAUACAUUAGAUAGGAAUGGAAAAUAUAAAAAAUAUAUUUAAGAAUGGAGAGGAUCUGUAAUUUCUUGAGAGUGAUAGAUUGUCUAAUUCCCCCAAAGAAUAAGAAUUUGAAAAAUUUGCAUUAUUCGAUUAAGAAUUUCCAUUUUCAUAAUGA